This is a messenger RNA of Dibothriocephalus latus, 480 nucleotides long. The record is from the annotation of a GenBank genome assembly. Lineage: Eukaryota; Metazoa; Platyhelminthes; Cestoda; Diphyllobothriidea; Diphyllobothriidae.
AUGCUGCUGAUUGUGGCUGCGCAGGUCCUCGCAUGUCAAGCGUCACCGGCCUACCAGCAUUUACAAGUGGACGAUUCGAAGGACCUGAGUAGUGAGGACCUAAAAUGGGCCAAAGAGGAAAAAGAGGAGGAGACGGCGAGUUUCAAGAACGACGACGAGGAGCUGACGACCGUGAAAAUUAAAGAGAUUCUGGCUCCCACGAUCUGGAAACAUCUCCGAUGCCGAACUGAAUUAUACAUAGCUCUGAAUCUUCCGGUGGCGUCGCUGGUGGUGACUGAAAGUACAAAUAAUAUCGCAUCACGGCGCGGAGGCCUGCAUUGCCUACGGACCUUCCAACGCGCGGGCUAUGAUCUCUUUAACUACCUUCAAGUUCAGCUCCUCAUCAUCCUCAGUGCAACUCUUCUCCUCCUUCGCCUCCUUAUUCUACUAGGCCAAAUGCAGGUCUCCACUACCUACAUAAUUCUCAUUCUCCAGGUGUAG